GUUCUGUUCAACUCUUCACAGCUUGCCAAUCGAGCACGGACAGAAAAGGAGGACAAGCUGUCCCAAGCCUAUGCAAUCAGUGCUGGGGUUUCUGUGGAGGGCCAACAGCUAUUCCAGACUAUUCACAAAACCAUCAAAGACUGUAAAUGGCAGGAGAAGAACAUUAUUGUGAUGGACGACGUCGUAAUCUCGCCGCCUUACCAGGUUGAGAACUGCAAAGGCAAAGAGGGAAGCGCUUUAAGUCAUGUACGCAAAAUAGUUGAGAAACAUUUUAGAGACGUGGAAAGUCAGAAGUCCAUGCAACGUUCACAAGCACAGCAAACACAGAAGGACUCCACUUUAUCUUCUUGAGUUGGCAGUGUGGGUCGGCCGGGGAAGGCGACGCGGGUGGUUUUUCUCCCACUGCCAGACUAAGUCGGCAUUCCUUGUCCUCAGUCUGAGACCACAAGGAGGAGCGCUGAGGGCCCUGGAUCCAGAAGAUCAAAAUACCAUUAAAUGAAAAAGACAAAAAAGAAAGAGGAAAGAUUAAAUCUUAAAUUAGACUUUAUAAAGAAUAAUUUAAAACAUGAACCAUAAAGCAACCAUAGUUUCCUUAACUAACUUGUCUCAUUCUGCCCCUUCUCCUCCCCCUCCUCCUCCUCCCUUCCUGUCCCUGAAGCCUUUUCUUUUUCCGCCCUCCUUCCUUUGCCUUCAGUUCCAUUUCAAAAAGAGAAAACUAGAGCAGUCAGAAAGGCUUGUUAGCUUUAUUUUCUGUCAUUGUUUCCUUUUUUGCUGUAUCCAUGUUCUACUGUCUGUAUUUUCUGUAUUUUAAACAAA
This is a messenger RNA of Plectropomus leopardus (leopard coralgrouper), 816 nucleotides long. Lineage: Eukaryota; Metazoa; Chordata; Actinopteri; Perciformes; Serranidae. The record is from RefSeq and is a predicted model, not a curated record.